Molecule: messenger RNA, 273 nt
Organism: Acanthocheilonema viteae
Lineage: Eukaryota; Metazoa; Nematoda; Chromadorea; Rhabditida; Onchocercidae
Source: the annotation of a GenBank genome assembly
AUGAAGCAACGAAAUUCUUGUGACCAUAUUUGUCGUCAAAUUGCAUCUUUGGAUAUCGCUUCGUAUAUUACAUCAACUGGUCUUUGCGCCUUGUUAUUAGCUUGGCCAUUACAGGAGACAUCAGAACGUAUGAGAAUACUGAAAACACGUAUAGAAAAUGACCUCACCAAAUUAGAUGAAAAAUCAUUGGCAAAAAUAAUGAUAAUUCGUGGACAAAUUGAACGGAUAUUAAAUGCUUGUAAAAAUGACAUGAUAAAAUCUGAAAGCAGCUAA